UAAGAGAAAACUUCCUUUCAUCUGCUUAAUUAAUUAGUUUCAAAACAUUCCUACAAUAAUGGCCACUUUCAAUUGCUUUGUUUUAGCCUUCUUCAUGGCUUUGUCAUUUUCAAGCAUUAACGUAAGCCAAGCUGCUCGUCACCUUCAGCAAUUGCCCCCAAUGCCAACUUUGCCAACCACGUUGCCGCCAUUGCCAUCGAUCCCAACAAUACCAGCAUUGCCAAAGCCAGGGGCUCUUCCUCCACUACCAAGCAUGCCUAUUUUUCCCACUGUACCUAAUGUACCAACGGCCACACUGCCUCCUCUACCAAGCAUUCCUACUUUUCCCACUUUGCCUAAUGUACCAAUGCCCACACUGGCUCCUCCACCAGCCAUCCCCUCAAUCCCAACCACAAUCCCUUCUAUUCCAUUCCUCUCUCCACCACCUGCUCCUUCUCCUUUGUCGCGACGACUUUUCGAAGUGGCGAACAUGAAAUAAAUUUAGAAAAUUGAA
Hibiscus syriacus is the source of this 493-nucleotide messenger RNA. RefSeq names its product RNA-binding protein 12-like. The transcript has 2 exons. The record is from RefSeq and is a predicted model, not a curated record. NCBI's taxonomy places the organism in Eukaryota, Viridiplantae, Streptophyta, Magnoliopsida, Malvales, Malvaceae. Bases 59 to 478 code for a protein of 139 amino acids.